AUGCUUUCAUUCUUCACCUCUAAGAAGACCGUGGCUCGCAACCGCGAGCUCGGUCCCGGCGGCGUCCAUCUCAAGAACUAUGGCAUUCCUGGUCGUAUCAACCUUGUCGAGGCCCUGUCUGACAUGGGCAAGGAUGAAGACCGAGUAUCUGAUCAUCUUGAUCAGAAUGAUGCUUGGGUCGACUUGGAUGCCCAGAAGGACACCAUCAAGUCCGCCCUUCAGCCCAAGUCUGACGUUCAAGUCACAGUCGAGGCUACCGAAGAAAUGAUCAAUGAACUUCAGGCUUGUAUCAUUGAUGAUUACUGGACCGAAGAAUCUAUCCGACUUCGAGCCAUUGGCGCUCUCCAUGACUCGGUUGAGAACUGGUUGGAAGGAAUUGGCCAGGCGGAUGAUGCCCACGACUCAUCUUCUGAUGAUGAGCAUUCUGUUUCCUCAAAGGAGACCUCUGGCGUGAAGGCCAAUGUCUAUCAACUUCCGAAGUUUGAGACCUUCCAGAAGACCAAGUUCAAUGCUCCCAUCUUUGAUAAUGAGACCUACUUGACCGCUUACAACGACGUCAUCCUUUCCUCGGCCGUCUGCUGGGGAAAGUCCGGCGAGGAAUCUGAUUAUGAUUCUGCUGACGACAUGCCCACUUUUUUCAAGUCUAGCAACUAA
Fusarium oxysporum Fo47 is the source of this 654-nucleotide messenger RNA. RefSeq lists its product as uncharacterized. The record is from RefSeq and is a predicted model, not a curated record. The coding region runs from base 1 to 654 and encodes 217 amino acids. NCBI's taxonomy places the organism in Eukaryota, Fungi, Ascomycota, Sordariomycetes, Hypocreales, Nectriaceae. The transcript has a single exon.